Caenorhabditis sp. 36 PRJEB53466 is the source of this 388-nucleotide messenger RNA. The record is from the annotation of a GenBank genome assembly. NCBI's taxonomy places the organism in Eukaryota, Metazoa, Nematoda, Chromadorea, Rhabditida, Rhabditidae.
AUGGGACGCAACAAGCCUGAAAAGAAGAACCGCAAAGAGCAGGCGGCAAAAGUGGCGACCGCUGUCACUGAGGCAAGGACAGCCAAGGCGGCUGUGGAAAUCCGAGACCAGGUAUAAAUUGCUGUAUUUUCACAACUUUCUCUUAAUUUCCACGUUAUAGGAGCCUGGCACCAGCUCGGCAACUCCAAACGUUCCGCGUACGAAUACGCAGUACUAUGGAUACGAUGUCGACGCCGGCGUAAACAUCACUUUCCGCUUCACUGGCGCCACCUCCGAAGAUGGUAUGCUCAUCAAACUGGAUGAGGACACCCCGCCAGAAGUGGAAGUGACGGUCGACGGCGUGAAGGUCGACGACGUCAAGAUGGUGAAGAAGCCGAAGAAGAAAUAA